UCAUUUUAAAGAGAAAUGGAUGCUGAACAAUACAGUCACAAAGUUUGCCAAUUUUUAAACAAAAAUUAAUUUGUAAAAAUAUAAAUAUAUCAAUAUCAAGUUUAUUAGUCAACUUUAGGGUAGCCAACUUUAGUAAUACUAAUCCAUAAGUCAUAUAAGUAAGUAUAAUUUUGUUUGUUCGAAUUGGAAUUUAAAAUGUAAUUUUUUAAAUUAAAAUUGUUUUUUUUUAAAAUAUGGCCAUGGCUAGCACUACAUGCGGUGUCAUACACUGCAGUGGUGUACCUAGAAAAUCCAUGGGUUUUGUCUUGCGUACACUGCACCAAAAUUCAAGUCCUUAACUUUGCCAGUUUUAGGCUAGACCAGUGGAGGGUAGCCAGGAUUAGUGCGGCCCUGGGUGGGUCAAACUUUUUUUUCGCCCUUUUCCAUGAACAAAAUCUCCUGACAGCCGAAAAUACCACCCCUUAAUAUAAAGGAAAAAGUGCGGGAGGGGGGUGCACCUUUGCACCUCCCUCUUCCUACACCAUUGACUGGGUCAGAUCUGUACAUGUAAAAUUAAUAUUAUUCUCAUACUCUUGUUAAGUUAUAUCUAUAUAAAAAUAUUUUUUUUAAAAUCAUUUAACAACUCCAUACAAGGGCAAGGUUACACAAAAGAAGUACUUGUAUUUCAUCUUUGAUUGUGCUCAGGGCUAGAGUCCUACAAGAUCACAUACAAACGGCAUUCCUGUAAUAAAUUUUUUGGUAUGAUUAAUAUGUACCGGUACUGAAUUUUUAAUUUGUUUUUGGAGUAGGGUUGGGAGGAGGACAUCUUUGGUGACAUAAUAUAAACAAUUCUAUAAAUAAUACUUUAAAAGGUUCUGUAUGACCUGGUUAAAUAUUACUCAGUACUCUGUGAAAUGGGGGGGGGGGGGGGGGAGAUAAGUCCGAAGAGGGGAGUGACACCUUGAGUUUAUUGCACUGGGUGUCGCCAACUCUAAUGACGCCUCUGGGUGAGUUACCACACUUUUAUUUAUGGGACUUUUCCCCUGAUUGUGCAAAUCUAUUUUUUGAGUGAUACAUUGCAAAACUGCAAUUUAAUUAUUGAAGGCACAUUAUGUAUGUUAACAUAAGAACAAUAAUAGGCUACCCAAUGAUGAAAAUUUCUUUGAUAAUCAUGCUGUUAAAAAGAUUAUUAUUCAAUGCUAAAACUGGCACUAUACUCUUGAUUCUUGGUGUUCCCAAACUUUAAAAAACAUUUUGAAAUUGCAUCAGGGAAUGGUGCCCGAUUUAUUAAUUACAUAUUUCUUUUAAUCAACCAUAAAUAUUCAUGUUCUAUGGUCCGGCAACAUUACACUCACGGACUAACGACAGUCCAUGGGGUGACAUUUUCAGCCUACUGCAAAGUUUGUUUAGUGGAAGAAUGGGGCGAAAUAAUCUUCUACUACUCUGGGGCGUCACUAUCACUAACCCAAGAAUAAAGAUGGAAACCAAAGCCAUACUAAUAAAUGGUGUCGUUAUUCCAACCCUUACUUACCAGAGGAAGACCUGGGCCCUGAAUAAAACUUAAGAGAAAAACCUCUCACCUUUGAAAUGAGAUGCAUAAGUCGAGCAUCUGGUGAAAUGAGACGGGACCACAUUUUGAACCAAGAAAUAAGACAAAUGGUUGGUUUCAUACCAAUCAGUCAGUAUAUAGCCCAGCAGAAAAUUGAUUGGUUUGGCCAUUUGCUUAGAAUAUCUGUCAAUCAGCCUGCACUAGCCUACAAUAGAAGGCAUUUUUGUCUCAGGAUUAGAGGGGGCGGAUCAACUGUGUUAAGGACAUCCUUAAAUUACACAAAAUGAACCUAUGCACGCCUCACGCCUUGACAACAGAUUGUCAAUUAUGCUAAAGAAGAAGAUUGAGGUAGUUGCUCUCAUUCACAAAAUACUUUCAUCAUGCAUAAAUCAGUUAUGAAUAAUUUUCAAUAUGCUGAUAUUUUGUUUCUAAGAGUAAGAGAACUAAGUGAACUAAGUGUUCUCAGAGUGUACUGAUAUUUCUGAGUUUUGAGUUACACUUAACACUGACCUAAGGAGAAGAAGUGUACAGUACUAGUCAGUACAGACUCAGGAUAGAUAUGAUUAUGUUGUUCACUGACAUUUAAAUUUAAUGAUAACUUGUACAUACAUAAACUUUAUUAUUAUUAUCAGUAUAUUUCUAUUAUUGUCACCAUUGAAUUGUUAGUCUUACCAGCUUAAGUGGGCUAAAUUGAAAUUUUUGUGUAGGUUAUUACAUUAAUGAAUACCUAAGUAUAGUUUAUUGUAUGUGGUUUUUGUGCACUGAUUAAUUAUUUAUCGAUUCACAAAAUUAUUAUAUUUUUCUAUCACUAUGUCAUACUGUCUAUGUUGUCAUUUAGACAAUUCAGUACUUCAUCUUACAAAUAAUAACGUAAUUAUAAUAAUUUGGGGGGAACAAAUAUUUUUUUAUCAGGCUAUCCAUUUAAGCCGCAAGAUUCUGGAUGUAAAGGAAAGAAGGAUGCAGAUGAUUAAAUUGUUAAAUAGAAUUUAUUUUUAAAGUGAUUUCUUAAAAAAUAAAUUCUUAAAUAAUUUUUAUUUACUUUUUCUCAAACUUAGCUGAAUAUAUUUAUUUCUUAAGAAUAAAAUACCAUCUUUAAAAUCUCAUCACCAUAUUAUUUUAUUUUCUAUAUUUUUACAUAAUUAUUUUUACAGUAGCAUUAUGAAGAAAUUUCUCCAAGCAGAAAAUGUGGUAAAUUUUUUAGCUUUAUUUUAGAAGAAUAUGUGCUUUUUAUUCUCAACACUUUUUUCCCCCCAGUAAAACUUAUAUAACAUACUGAGAUGUCUCGCUUUGAUGUUAGCAAAUUUUGGCCGGUGCCUGAUGAUGAGUUCAUUUGUGGGAUUUGUAUGAAUGUUUUGGACAAGCCUCUGGAGACACCAUGUCGUCACGUUUUCUGUGCUGAAUGCAUCCAUAAAGCAUUAAUGGGACAAAAGAAAUGUCCUCUCUGUCGUAAAAAGUGUAUGAAAUCAAAUUUAAAGGAGGUACUUCCACUCGUCCAGAAUCUCAUCAAUAAACUUAAAAUGAAAUGCUCUAAUUUACACAAUGGCUGUCUUGACUUUAUUCAGACGGAACGUAAGUCUUGAAUAUUGUUAUUUGUUAAUUAUGAUUACAUAGUCAUAUGUGGCUAUAAUAAUGAAUGAAAUUAUUUUUAAAUCAAAUAAUGACUGUAAAUUUUAAAACUUACAAUAGCAAAAUGAAGAUUAGACAUAGAAUCUUGUAAUUUUAAAACAUGGAGUUAGAAUGUUUUUUUUAUCACUAAGCCAAAAAUGUUGCUAUAACUGUGAUGUCAUUUAGAGUUGUUUUUCUUCUGUGCGUACAAAAAAAACACUACCCAGAUAUGAAAUUAGGCUAUAUUAUUUUGGCGGAUUGAGAAACCAUUUUUGUAAAUAGUGUAACUUUGUACAAUAAGAGAUUAAUAUUUUCUCUAUGAACUUAAGCAAAAUAAUGUUUAUUCUUUCCAAAAGAUACAUGAACCAUAAUAUAAAACUAAGGUCUAUUCUUUCCAAAAAAUUAUAAGUUCAUUGAAUGGUAUUCAUACUUUUUUUUUACACACUUUUGCAGACUAUUUGGAUCAUCUGCAAGUAUGUAAAUAUUCCAUGGUCCAGUGUCGAUUUAAAGAUUGCAGUCAGCAGUUACUCAAGAGAGACUUAGAGGAACAUGAAACAAAUCUUUGUUCCUACAGGGAAUUUUUGUGCAAUAAAGGUUGUGGAAUGUUGAUCCCAAAGACUCAAUUGGACAGCCAUGUUUGUAUUGAUGCAUUACUAUUAAAAGUUAAAGGUAAUGAAUUUUGAACUCAAUUAAAUUUUUGUAUGAUCUAUGUAUAGCCCUGAGUCAUGACAAUGCACCUUACCCAUGAAGUGACAUCUCAAAUUUUUUGAAACACUGAGUAGUACCACUGAGCGAAAUCACAUAAUUUACAAUAGUAAUAAUACAAAAUCCCUAAGAAGCCCAUAAAAGAUAAUAAAUUGUAUUUUCAUUUGCCCUGUUCGCUGCAGAAGGCUCUAAGCCAAGAUGUUAAGAUCAUGUUGUCCUGUCUAUUGAUUCAAGCUUCAACAUACCUUGUUCUACUAUUUCAUUCUAAGAAGCCCUCAAAGUUCCAGCAAGAGUAAUUAAAAAUCAAAGCAGUAUUACAACAGAUGUUUCUUACAAUUUCGAUUUAUAAAAAAAACUCUCUGAUAAUCUGAAUAAAUCUAUCCUGAACCAGAUUCAGACUGGAUACAAAUUUUCAGAAGCAAGCAGGUUUUAAAAGUUAACAUAGAACAAAACACAGGACUGUUGGAUUACUUGCAUUAUUCUAAACAAGAAAAGAGUCUCUAAUCCUUUGAUUGUUAUCAAUGUAAACACAUGCUGUAAACAGAAAUAAAGAAGAAUACACAUGACACUAUGACAGUACCACCACAUGACAGUAUGACAGUGCCACGACAUGACAGUAUGACAGUGCCACGACAUGACAGUGAAAGGUUACUGUCAUGAAAAGCACAUGAACAUGCUAUUAUUAUUAUGAUCUUAGUUGUGUUUUGAAAGGCAACCCCAUUCACUUUAAAUCAUGUUGUGCUACGAUGUAUCUGAUGAGGCAAUCCAGAUUUUCUAUGCUCAGGCCUCUUGACCUUAUGAAUUUUGGACAAUUUGUCAUUUAUAACAUUUUUUACAUAAUUACGAGUUAAUCAUUCCUAAUUUUUAUUCUCUUUGCAGAUCUUCAAGAGGAAAACAGCAAACUGCAGAAAAUCUUAGAUGAGACUAAAUCAAAAGUCUCUGAUGACAAAAGUUCAGCAGACUCAAGUCAUCGAAACAGGCGACGUUUUCUCGAAAGUGAUUACAGCUCCAGUGACACAGAUUCAUUAGUUUCUGAUACAGAUUCCUUUUCUGGUAACAGCCGAAGGCCUGCCAACAGCUCUUCACGUCUUUGGAAUUCUGAUUCUUUAAGCUCUCUAAGCUCAACAUUCAACAUCGGUGAUUCUAACAGUGCCAUUGAACUUGAUUCUAGCUUGACCAGUGAAACUGAUGAGAGAGCUGUGGAUGAAAACAUUAUUUCUUAUUUUGAUCAGGUUGAGGAACAGCUGCCAAGGCCCACAGAGGAUGAGGAGUCAUAUGAGAUCAAUUCUUCAUCUCCCCUUGUCCAUCAAGCUUUUGAUAACUUCUUGAAUGAAGCCUCACCUGAUUUAGAGGCAACAAGCAAGGCGUCUAAUUCUGUGGAUAAUGCUAACCCUGAAUCUUCCCUUAACUUGACUUCCAAACAUGUUGAUACACUUCCAUGCAAUUCAGGACCCCCAAAAGAGGCUACCUGCAAUAAUGUGGUAAGUCCAGAAAAAAGACCCCAUGACAAUGACACCAGUACACAGAACAAGAAGACAAAGCAAGCAAAGCUGGCUACCAUUUAUCUUAGAAUCAAUGCAGGAAGGGCAGGAGUUUGUUCAGUGAGGGCCACCACAUCAGCCACUGAUUCUCUUAAUAAACAUGAAUCCACCACCACCACACAUCAAAAGAAUCACAUGGGGCACAAGAAGUCAAAAGAGGAUGCCUCGGUGGGAGCAUCCUGUUCUAGGGAGAACUCAUCUCUCCCCGAGAGCACCAACAACAGCUCUGUGGCACCACACAGGUCAGUGGAACCUUGCCUGACAAGUGAGCCUGACCCUCACAGCAGCAGUGAAGAAAGCAAGGAGGAGCCGACCCAGCAGCAGGUAACACAGGACUCAGAAACAGGACCGGGUCAUGCUGAUGAUUUUGUUAACCCUCCCACAGUGGGCCCACUCACUCGUCCCCCAGUGGGCCCACUCACUCGUAGGUCAGCCAGGUUGCAGAGCAGACAGCGGGUGCUGGAGGACAAUCUCAUUCCUUAUGUACGAGUGCCCCCAACUGCAGCCUACCUACUGAGCAAAUAUGGCGAUGAUGACUCAAGUGAUGAUGCAUCCUGGUCACCAUCAACAGAUGAUGGUUGAUUAGGAGAUAAGCUAGCCAUUUUCUUUAGUCCAUUUUGUAUAAUUAUUUUUUAAUAGUUGAUCACACUUAUGUGUGGAAUUAAUGAUUCUUUUGGUUAAAAUAUAAUUAGAAACUCUGAUCCACAGAAAUGAAGACUAGAGGCUUAACUACUUUUUUAAAAUAAGUUUUAAAAAAAAGUAAAUUGGUGAGAUCCCAACUGGGUCGGUUUGUAGAUUGCAGGAACGGUGUUGUUCACUAAACUUUGAGCAAACAAUUAAUGGUUAUUUUGGAAGUAUCUAUGUUUAUAAAUUUGCAUUCCAAUUUAAAUGAAUGUAAUCUUAAUAUUAUGACCAGGUUACUUUGAAUAGCCACCAUAGGGUAAUUACUUUAAAAGUUUGAGAUCCCUAUAUCACACACAAGCUUUAGCGCGGAUAUAUUCAAUCUCAAAUAAUUAUACUCGGUUGCUUUUUUUUUGGACAAGUUUCAAUUAUUUUUUUAAAAAUUCUAAAUAUAUUUGUAUUUUGAGUGAUUAAAAUGUUUUGUACUCUUAAAGCAGAUAAUGCUGCACAUGUUGACCUGUAGAUCUUCUUUAUUCCUAAUUUGUUAGCUUUGAUUAAUUCUUUUGGGUUACAUCACUUCAUCAAAGUGUUUAUUAAUAAGUCAUUGUGUUUGCUUCUCUAAUUUGUUUCUCCUUUGUUUUGAUUUGAAUGAGUUGAAUUUGAACAACAGUAGUAGGAUUUUUGUUUUUAAUUAACUGAAAGUUUGAACCAGGAGCCAAUGGGGAACAUUCUACAAAAAAAAAUUUUCUGCAUUACUUUGUAAAUUUCUACCUUCAGGGUACAGACUGAAUUCCCUCCUUUGUAUUUUAAAUUAUGUUCCUUUAAGAAUUAAAAUAAAAAAAAUGAGGUUAAUAAAAUAAAAAGAAAAGGGAUUUUCAGCCAGGCUUGUUCCGCAUUCCACUUUGCUUGACCUCAAUUUUAAAUGUUUGAAGAGCAUUUGACUCGGGCGCUUAGACUAGACCUGAUCCAAUGAAAUCUUUGAGGAAGAAUUUGAUGCACCGGUCUAUGUUGUUAACAAUAACACAGACAUGAUCUUGAUCCUGAUGUUGUAAAGUUUAGAAUUUUUCUAAAACUUUAUCAACUUGUUAGCCAUUGUUAUUGAAAUAAAUUCAAGUUAGAUAUUGAAAUAAAACGUUCA
Lymnaea stagnalis (great pond snail) is the source of this 7138-nucleotide messenger RNA. Lineage: Eukaryota; Metazoa; Mollusca; Gastropoda; Lymnaeidae. The record is from the annotation of a GenBank genome assembly.